This is a messenger RNA of Amblyraja radiata (thorny skate), 831 nucleotides long. RefSeq lists its product as uncharacterized. NCBI's taxonomy places the organism in Eukaryota, Metazoa, Chordata, Chondrichthyes, Rajiformes, Rajidae. The record is from RefSeq and is a predicted model, not a curated record. The transcript has 5 exons. Bases 283 to 651 code for a protein of 122 amino acids.
UCUGGCUGAAAAACACGGAAUGAGAACCAAGGUCCGAAAUAUGACGGAAAAGCAUGAGGCAGAUUUAAAAAACUCAACAGAAAACACAGGACUCAGCUCCGUAAAAUCCGUGAGAAACAUGCUGAAGAAACAUCACUGAAAGAUCAGUGUUGUGUACAACUUAACAAAGAUCUGCAACUUUUACAAUCUCAUGCCUGUGCACCACUUGCAGAACAGGCAACUUGUUCUUUAAAUUAUUACACCAAACAGAAGAUUGGGGAACUGGAAGAACAAGUGAGGCUUAUGACGCAAGAGGCUGAAAAAUCAGAGGCCAGGUUCAUUACAAUGGAAGCUCAGUCCAAAUUGAAAAUCAAGAAGAUUGAAGAGGAGCUGGACAAUGUACAGGAAAAGGAAGAACUGGAAACCCUUCAGCAAACAACACAGCAGGAGCGCAGAGAGCAAGAUCCGUCCUCCUGCGAGAAUGAAUUGGCUGAGCUAAGGCAUGGACCUCUUCUUGUCAGACCAGCACCCAGGGAGCAAACCAUUGAAGUGGAAUCAAUCGAGGAAUGUGAGGAGGCUUUGGAGAUAGACCCCAGUGAACAGGUGGUGGUGGCACGGAAGGCGAAGAGACGAGUGAAUUUCUUCAAGCGCUUCUUUACUGCUCGAAAAUGAAGACUUCCCGGACCAGGUCACGCUACUUGGUCUUGGCGUACUUUGCGACACCACAUGUGCUUGUUUACGUGUGCCUGGCGAGGCUUUUGUAGAUGCACUACAGAUGGGAAUGACACCAAUGUAUUUAUCAAAGUUGUUAAUGAGUUGAACACUGACCACUGGUGUAUAAAUGAAUACUGU